Sphenostylis stenocarpa is the source of this 1866-nucleotide messenger RNA. The record is from the annotation of a GenBank genome assembly. Lineage: Eukaryota; Viridiplantae; Streptophyta; Magnoliopsida; Fabales; Fabaceae.
AUGGGCUUCGUUUUCGGAGUGGUGGUCGGAGUUAUCGUGGGCCUGGGCAUCAUAGUGGGCUUCGUCCGCUGCGAGAAUGCUCGAGCCGCCCAGCGCUCCCAGCUUGCCACCACCAUCGCCGCCUUCGCCAGGAUGACCGUCGAAGAUUCUAGAAAGAUCUUGCCGCCUCAGUUCUACCCUUCCUGGUUGAUUUGGCUUAACUCGCAUCUCACCAAGAUCUGGCCCUAUGUUAAUGAGGCUGCUUCUGAGCUCAUAAAGACGUCGGUGGAACCCAUUCUGGAACAAUAUAGACCUGUGGUUUUGGCUUCUCUCAAGUUUUCCAAGCUUACACUUGGUACUGUGGCGCCACAGUUCACAGGUCCGUUCGAUCCAAUUGCUUUGGAUUUUUGGCAAUCCGUUUUUCCUUUGGUGCAAUUGCUGGGUUUGACUGUAGGGGAACUGGCUUGCAGUGCUGAGUGGAUGGAAAUGUGCCCCACCAAGAGGCAUGCCCUUAAACACUUCUCUUCACUUGAAUUGAAUCCUAACAAGUUCAAACUUGUGGUUAUUUGUGUAUCUAUAAUUGAGGAUGGAGGGGAUGGUGUUACAAUGGAGCUAGAAAUGCAAUGGGAUGGGAAUCCAAGUAUUAUACUUGAUAUUAAAACUCUUCUUGGUGUUGCACUACCAGUGCAGGUAAAAAAUAUUGGAUUUACAGGUGUUUUUAGAUUGAUCUUUAAGCCUCUAGUCGAUGAAUUUCCUGGUUUUGGAGCUGUUAGCUAUUCAUUAAGGCAGAAGAAAAAGUUGGAUUUUACUCUCAAAGUCAUUGGCGGCGACAUAUCAGCAAUCCCUGGAUUGUAUGAUGCAAUUGAGGGGGCAAUUCGUGAUGCUAUUGAAGAUUCUAUUACAUGGCCUGUGAGAAAAGUUGUACCCAUCUUGCCUGGAGAUUACAGUGAUUUGGAGUUGAAGCCUAUGGGUAUAUUAGAAGUAAAGCUUGUGCAAGCAAAGGAAUUAACAAACAAGGAUAUCAUUGGAAAAUCAGAUCCAUAUGCUGUAAUAUACAUACGGCCUCUACGCGACAGAAUGAAGAAAAGCAAGACAAUUAACAAUGAUUUGAAUCCAAUUUGGAAUGAACACUUUGAAUUUAUUGUUGAAGAUGUGUCCACUCAGAACGUAAUUGUUAAAGUUUAUGAUUCUGAGGGUUUACAGUCGUCUGAAUUGAUUGGAUGUGCUCAGCUUCGACUUAGUGAACUUCAACCUGGUAAAGUCAAGGAUGUUUGGUUGAAGUUGGUCAAGGAUCUGGAGAUCCAAAGGGAUAACAAGAACAGAGGGCAGGUACAUUUGGAGCUCUUGUACUGUCCAUUUGGCAUGGAGAAUACUUUUACAAACCCAUUUGCUCCCAACUUCUCAAUGACAUCUUUGGAAAAGGUUCUUAAAAAUGCAACGAACGGAAUAGAGUCUAAUGGAAAUGAAAAUGCAGUUACCCAAAAGAAAAGGGAGGUUAUUAUUAGAGGAGUCCUUUCUGUUACUGUAAUAUCCGCCGAAGACUUGCCUGCAACAGAUUUCAUGGGAAAAUCUGAUCCUUUUGUUGUUCUUACCUUGAAGAAAGCAGAAACAAAAAAUAAAACCAGGGUUGUGAAUGACAGCUUGAAUCCAGUUUGGAAUCAAACAUUUGACUUUGUUGUGGAGGAUGGGUUACAUGAUAUGCUAAUUGUUGAAGUUUGGGACCACGACACAUUUGGAAAGGAUUACAUGGGGAGGUGCAUAUUGACGCUCACUAGGGUAAUACUGGAAGGGGAGUACAAAGAACGCUUUAAGCUAGAUGGUGCCAAAUCUGGGUAUUUGAAUUUGCAUCUCAAGUGGAUGCCGCAGCCAAUUUUCCGUGAUGCCUAA